Molecule: messenger RNA, 1130 nt
Organism: Daldinia vernicosa
Lineage: Eukaryota; Fungi; Ascomycota; Sordariomycetes; Xylariales; Hypoxylaceae
Exons: 1
Coding region: 249-1052 (267 amino acids)
Source: RefSeq, a predicted model, not a curated record
UCACGGUCACUAAAAGGACGCACGAGAAGUAGUGAAUGGUCAUUAUAUUACAUAGGUACAAAGAGGAUUCAUUGUCAAGACUUGCGUCACCGCACAAGUGUCAAUAGAGCUGGUAUGAACAAUUGCAUUGUACGUUCCGGACUACGAUCAAGACUUAUAUAAACCGCCCGAAAGAGACACCCCUAACCUUCAACCCAUCCCGACAAUCAAACCAACUCUUCCACCAAAAACUCCUCACGAUUACAACCAUGAAGUCGUUUGCCGCUGUCCUAUCUCUCUGCCUCUGGCACAUAGCCAGCGCAACACCCGUCAUGCCGCCAAACUCAACAACCAUGUAUCCCCGAGAGCCGCUCCCCAGCAACCACCCCGUCGAGCCUCUCACCGGCCCCCGCGCCAUCGCGGAAAACAUCCUCGCGGCAGUCCACAAGGCGCGCGCCGCCGGGAGAUACGCCAACAACACCUCCUCCGCCGACGAAAAACGAACAGUCCACAACCACAACUACACCGCCCCAGGCGCCCACUUCUUCCCCACGCCGCGCGACGCCAGCCUCAAGUCCCACUGCAAGCAGAACAGCACCAGCUUCGUCGACACCACGGCCCCCGGGUCCCCGCCCACCGCGCACUGCGCCGCCCUCGUCGACCAGAUCUUGCGCGACAACGUCAACCAGACGUGCGUGACGUUCGGGUUCGCGCCGAAUAGCAACAACGACACGGCGCGCCACAGCAGCACGACUACGAACCUGAUCGCUUCGUCUGGGAAGUGCGCGUUCAGCGUGACGGUGGACACGGCCGCGGUGGCGAACACGUUUCUCGGGAUUGGAGACAUAGUGUUUGUGGUGCAGGAGUCUAUUCGCCGGUUUUCGAGGAGCUAUGGGAAUGGGACUGUGGAGGUUGGUGCUGAUGCUGAUGCUGAUGACUGUGGGGAUGGUAUUACGACUGCCCCGGUGAAUGGGACUGCUAAUGCUCGGGUUGGCGGUGCGGGGGCAUUUGAGUGCAGUGCGAAUGGUACAGAGCAUGGUAAUUUUGUGAAUUGGGCGCUGGUGCCUAUUUAAUGGUAUCUUUGAGGAUGGGAUAGGAAAGGGUCUAGUAUUAUGGCUACGGUAUAAGUUACUAACUAGGUCAUCUUUGCA